Molecule: messenger RNA, 3111 nt
Organism: Hypanus sabinus (Atlantic stingray)
Lineage: Eukaryota; Metazoa; Chordata; Chondrichthyes; Myliobatiformes; Dasyatidae
Gene: gne
Product: glucosamine (UDP-N-acetyl)-2-epimerase/N-acetylmannosamine kinase
Exons: 12
Coding region: 121-2283 (720 amino acids)
Biological process (GO): UDP-N-acetylglucosamine metabolic process
Molecular function (GO): hydrolase activity, hydrolyzing O-glycosyl compounds; N-acylmannosamine kinase activity; UDP-N-acetylglucosamine 2-epimerase activity
Source: RefSeq, a predicted model, not a curated record
UGGCAGUGAGGGGAAGACUGACGUGGUCGGAGUGGCGAAAGCAUCUGUGGUGAACGGUACGGAACGGAGUCGGGACUGGACACAGGGCCGGGGUCCGUGUGCGGGAAUUCCUUCAGCAUCAUGGAGAAAGACAGAAACAAGAAGCUGCGGAUCUGUGUUGCUACAUGCAAUCGGGCAGAUUAUUCCAAACUGGCCCCAAUCAUGUUCGGUAUCAAGGAACAAUCUGAUGACUUCGACCUAAAGGUUGUUGUAUUAGGAUCUCAUUUAAUUGACGAUUAUGGGAAUACAUACCGAAUGAUUGAACAAGAUGAUUUUGACAUCAACACAAGGUUGCAUACAAUAGUCCGAGGUGAAGAUGAGGCUGCUAUGGUGGAGUCGGUGGGCCUUGCUUUGGUAAAAUUGCCAGAUGUGUUAAACCGUUUGAAGCCGGAUAUCAUGAUUGUUCACGGAGACAGGUUUGAUGCGUUGGCAGUAGCAACCUCGGCGGCACUGAUGAAUAUUCGGAUCCUGCACAUUGAAGGAGGCGAAGUCAGCGGUACCAUCGAUGAUUCAAUCCGACACGCUAUCACUAAGCUGGCACAUUACCAUGUAUGCUGCACCCGCAGUGCUGAGCAGCAUCUCAUCGCGAUGUGUGAGGAGCAUGAUCGGAUCCUGUUGUCUGGCUGUCCAUCUUAUGACAAACUUCUCACAGCAAGAUCCAAGGACUACAUCAGCACCCUGCAGACUUGGCUGAGUGAAGAUGUGAAACCUCGGGAGUACAUUGUGGCUCUACAGCAUCCAGUCACCACCAACAUUAAACAUUCCAUUAAGAUGUUCGAGCUCACGCUCGAUGCGCUAUUAACAUUCGGUAAACGCACGUUGAUCCUGUUUCCCAACAUCGAUGCAGGAAGCAAAGAAAUGGUGCGAGUGAUGAGAAAGAAGGGAAUUGAAAAGAAUCCAAGCUUCCGGGCUGUGAAACAUAUCCCCUUUGAACAGUUUAUCCAGUUAGUUGCACACGCUGGCCUGAUGAUCGGUAACAGUAGCUGUGGGGUGCGUGAGGCAGGUGCAUUCGGCACACCUGUCAUCAACCUGGGGACGCGUCAGACUGGACGGGAAACAGGUGAAAAUGUUCUACAUGUUCGGAAUGCUGACAGUCAGAACAAAAUACUUCAUGCUCUGCAGCUCCAGUUUGGGAAGUUGUACCCAUGUUCGAAAAUAUAUGGUGAUGGAAAUGCAGUCCCACGGAUAUUGAAAUUCCUGAAGACAAUAGAUGUAACUGAGCCUCUGCAGAAGAAGUUUUGUUUCCCACCGGUGAAGGAGUGUGGCUCGCAGGAUAUCGACCACAUUCUGGAAAUACAGAGUGCCUUAGCUGUGGACUUGGGUGGAACAAACCUGCGAGUGGCUAUUAUCAGUAUGAAGGGCGAAAUCAUAAAAAAAUAUAUUCGAUCCAAUCCCAAAGCUUACAAUGAAAGAAUGGAGUUGAUUCUGAAGAUGUGCACAGAGGCUGCAGCAGAGUCAGUGAAUCUGAACUGCAGAAUACUUGGAGUUGGCAUUUCCACAGGAGGCCGCGUCAACCCCAAGAAAGGAAUUGUGCUCGAUUCCACCAAGCUUAUUCAGGAGUGGGUGUCAGUGGAUCUCCGGACGCCAAUAUCUGAUACACUUCACCUGCCAGUGUGGAUAGACAAUGAUGGUAAUUGUGCUGCUUUAGCAGAGAAAAAAUUUGGCCGUGGCAAAGGGGUGGAAAACUUUGCAGUGUUCAUCACUGGCACAGGAAUCGGAGGGGGAAUUAUCCACAACAGCGACCUGAUCCACGGCAGCAUGUUCUGUGCGGCCGAGCUCGGACACAUCGUGGUGUCACUCGAUGGGCCCGAGUGCAUGUGUGGGGGCCGCGGUUGUAUCGAGGCUUAUGCUUCAGGUUUAGCAUUGCAAAAAGAGGCCAAGAGGUUGCACGAUGAAGAUUUGCUGUUGGUGGGCGGAAUGACAAAAAGUGGCGAGACCGUUGGUGCGGUCGACCUCAUUCGAGCUGCCAAACUUGGGAAUGUUGAAGCUCAAAAGGUCCUCAAAACAGCUGGCCAUGCUCUUGGGCUUGGCAUUGUGAAUGUCCUGCACACAUUGAACCCCUCUCUGGUGGUGCUGUCUGGGGUCCUGGCUGCUCAUUAUGAGGACGAUGUGAAAGAGGUGAUCAGCCAGCGGGCUCUGCGUUCAGCACACACAGUGGAAGUGGCCGUCUCCAGCCUGACUGAACCCGCACUGCUCGGAGCUGCCAGUAUGGUCUUGGAUUACGCCACACGCCGAACCUAUUAACCCAGCAGAAUCUCUCGUUUAUGCCGUCUCCUUUAUUUAAUAUUUAUUCACUGUUCAAUGUGACUGCUCCCCUUGGCUGUCCAACCAUCAGCAGCCAUGUCUGCAGCUGCUGCGUUCAGGAAGGAUCAGAGAAAAGAUUCACAUCAGGUUGUGGAAUUGUUUAUAAACUGGCUUUGGCUCAAGUUAAUGUUCUGCCAAUUUCAGUGGGUUGCAAUCAAACCCAGCUCUCAGAGUCUAGCAUACCCUCCUGAAAUGAAUGACAUUUCUGGCCUGAAGUGAAGCUUGUCGGUAAGAGACUGUGCUUCAGUGUAGGUACAAGUCGUUUCCCACUAUCUCCCAUUAUCCACUAUUUAAGGAGGCCAUUUGUCUCAUCACAUUUGUGCAACCCACUUGGUCCUGUUUUCUCUCCUUACUGUCCUGUCACCAUAAGGUGCUCACCAGUCCACUAAUGACCCCAUUAAUAUUUCCAUCAGACUCUCUUCUUUUCCCUGUAAAAAGGUCAUUUUUGGCCUUGACUUUAGAGUCACAGAGUCACACUCUACAGAAACAGACCCACUCUGCAGAUCCAGAGUGUAACACAUAAUGCUGGAGGAACUCAGCAGGACCGGCAGCAUCUGUGGAGAAGAGCACCUUCGACAUAUCAGGUCGAGACCCUUCAGCAGGACAGGAAAGGAAGGAGGCAGAAACCAGAAACAGUUCAUUUGGCUCACCAUGUCUGCAUAACUAACAAGCACCCAUUUCCAGAAAUUGUAUUAUCCAGCACCUUCCGUGCCUCUCUCUCUCUCUUGCUCACACACACACACACACACACACACACACACACAGACA